GCAUUUUGCAACUUUUUGUAGAAAUAGCGAUUUUGUAGGCUCAGAAUUAAAGUUCCGAACAGCAGUUUCACAAAUACCUGAUAAUCAGAAUAUUUUUAGUUCUGAACAAUAAUUCAAAGUGAGCAGACGUCGCUCUUCGUUCCUUCAAGUCUAAGUCAAUAGCCCGCAAAUCACCAUGUCCCUCCAAGAGCAAUUCGACACAGCCGCUGAGAACAUCAAGAAGCUGAAGUCCCGCCCCAGCGAUGCUGAUCUCCUCGAGAUCUACGCUCUGUUCAAACAGGGCACAGUCGGCGAUGCUAACCCAGCAGAUAAGCCCGGUAUGUUGGACCUGAAGGGUAAGGCCAAGUUCCAGGCCUGGAGCGGCAAGAAAGGCAUGUCGAAGGAGGACGCACAGAAGGCCUACAUCGCGAAGGCGCAGACCCUCAUCGACUCUCUCGGCCUACAAUAAACUCUACACGUUCCUUUAUAACAUGCAAUCGAAUAUUUAAAAAUACGUUAGUGUGUCAAAAUCAAGUUUUCGUAUACACACUCAUAAUGGCGGCAAAUCUAUGUUGUCCCUUGUCAAACAUGGCGGCAAGUCCGCUAUUGU
Molecule: messenger RNA, 589 nt
Organism: Colias croceus (clouded yellow)
Lineage: Eukaryota; Metazoa; Arthropoda; Insecta; Lepidoptera; Pieridae
Gene: ACBP
Product: acyl-CoA-binding protein homolog
Exons: 5
Coding region: 176-448 (90 amino acids)
Biological process (GO): fatty acid metabolic process
Molecular function (GO): fatty-acyl-CoA binding
Source: RefSeq, a predicted model, not a curated record